GCCCAGACAUUCUGUAAUUGUGGUGGAGGAGAAAGGAGACCCAGAAUUUGUUAAGCGUCAAGAACAAAAGUCAUCUGCCCUAGAUGAGCAGCUUAAAGAAUACAUUGCAGAAUGGCGCAAACAACGUGCAAAGGAAGAAGAGGAUCUCAAGCGGCUCAAGGAGAAACAAUCCAAGCGCAAGGUGAUGCGAGCUGAUGAGGAGAAGCGCAUGGCUGAGCGUAAGAAGCAAGAAGAAGAAAGGAGAGUGCGAGAAGUUGAGGAGAAGAAACAGAGAGACAUUGAGGAGAAAAGACGACGUCUGGAAGAAGCUGAGAAGAAGCGUCAGGCCAUGAUGCAAGCUCUCAAGGAACAGAAGCAACAGAAGGGGCCAAACUUCACCAUUCAAAAGAAGGAUCCAUCAUUCAACUUGUCGUCCGCCCAGAUUGAAAGGAACAAGACAAAGGAGCAGCUUGAGGAAGAGAAGAAGAUAUCACUCAGCUUCCGCAUUAAACCUCUGGAGAUAGAGAACUUGGGUGUGGACAAACUCAGAGCCAAGGCAACUGAACUCUGGGAAGCCAUUGUCAAGCUCGAAACAGAGAAGUAUGACUUGGAGGAAAGGCAGAAGAGACAGGAUUAUGAUUUGAAAGAGCUGAAGGAAAGACAGAAGCAGCAGCUUAGGCACAAAGCUCUCAAGAAGGGACUGGACCCUGAAGCUCUGACAGGCAAAUAUCCACCCAAGAUCCAGGUAGCCUCCAAAUAUGAACGUCGUGUAGACACAAGAUCUUACGAUGACAAGAAGAAGCUGUUUGAAGGGGGUUGGGCCACAAUAAGUUCAGAGAGUAGUGAGAAAAAUUGGAAAUCCAAGUAUGACUUGUUUACCAACAGAAGCAAGUCCAAGCUGCCCAAGUGGUUUGGUGAGCGACCUGGAAAGAAGAAGGGUGAUCCUGAGAGCCCUGAGGAAGAGGAAGUGAAGGCUGAUGUGGGCGUUGAUGAAGACCUUGAGGAACCUACUUUUGAACCUGAGCCUGAGCCAGAGGAGGAGGAGGCUGCUGAGGAAGAGGUUGAGGAAGAAGAAGAGGAGGAGGAAGAGGAAGAAGAGGAAGAGGAAGAAGAAGAAGAGGAAUAA
Messenger RNA from Cryptotermes secundus, 1105 nucleotides. It is a transcript of the gene TpnT, whose product is annotated as troponin T. The transcript has 11 exons. Gene Ontology annotation, biological process: muscle contraction; regulation of muscle contraction; sarcomere organization. Bases 185 to 1105 code for a protein of 306 amino acids. Gene Ontology annotation, molecular function: tropomyosin binding. Gene Ontology annotation, cellular component: troponin complex. The record is from RefSeq and is a predicted model, not a curated record. NCBI's taxonomy places the organism in Eukaryota, Metazoa, Arthropoda, Insecta, Blattodea, Kalotermitidae.